CAAAUUUCUCUCUCUUUAUUUCUAUUUCUCUUUCUAGGGUUUCAUUAUUUGUUUUUGAAUCUAGCUGCCGCAAUCAAUCAAUCAAUCGCCAUUGAUAGAAGGAAUCGGAGCUUCUGAUUUAGCUUAAAGGAGGUGUAAAAAAGUAGCUAAUUUGUUGAAUCAGAAGUUAGAAGGAAGUGAUUUGAUUAGAUUUGAUGGAUUUGAAUUCGACAAGUGUAUCACCUGUUAUCACAGAUCCUGCACCAAUUCAUAACUCAAUGCUAGGAAUCAAUUCUAGUUUAUUACCUUAUUCGCAAUCUGGUGUGUUGACAAAACAACGAAAGAGGCCAAUUAAGCUUGAUGAUGUUCGUUCUAAUGGGUGGUUGGAUGCAAUGCAAUCUUCUUCACCUUCUCGGAAGAAGAUAAUUGAUGAUAUCGAGUUUGCAAUCCCUUUAGAAGAUUCUGAAGAUUCUGACAUAAGUUAUGAGUCUUGGUUGCUCAAGUAUCCACCAGCACUGAAUUCUUUCCAGCAUAUCAUGGAUCAGGCAGGGAGUAAGAAGGUUGUUAUAUUUUUGGAUUAUGAUGGUACUCUUUCACCCAUAGUUGAUGAUCCUGAUCGGGCCUUCAUAUCUGACAAUAUGCGAAAUGCUGUUAGGAAUGUUGCCAAGUAUUUUUUGACGGCAAUUAUUAGUGGAAGAAGACGUGACAAGGUGCAUGACUUAGUAGGACUAAGUGAGCUCUACUAUGCUGGUAGUCAUGGAAUGGACAUUAUGGUCCCUGUUAAUGACAAAUUGCCAGCUGAGGAAUCCACCAACCAACAGGGUAGAGAAGUGAACUUAUUCCAGCCUGCUAGAGAGUUUAUACCCAUGAUUGACGAGGUUUUUAGAACCUUUGUGACCAAUACUAAAAGUAUUAAAGGUGCUAAGGUGGAGAAUCAUAAAUUUUGCGCUUCUAUACAUUAUCGUAACGUAGAUGAGAAGAGCUGGCAAGUUAUGGCACAAUGUGUUUAUGACAUUCUAAAGGAAUACCCUCGAUUACGACUAACUCAUGGACGGAAGGUUUUAGAGGUUCGUCCUGCUAUUAGUUGGGAUAAAGGGAAAGCUGUUGAAUUUAUGCUGGAAUCACUAGGGUGUAGUCAAACCGACGAUGUGCUCGCACUUUACAUUGGAGAUGACAAAACGGAUGAAGAUGCAUUCAAGAUAUUGCGAGAGCGAAACCUUGGCUAUGGAAUUCUGGUCUCCCCUAACCCAAAAGAAUCGAGUGCGUCAUUUUCCCUUAAGGAUCCUUCGGAGGUGGAACAAUUCUUGGAAUCUCUUGUGAGAUGGAAGGAAGAGAAGGAAAUGAUCAACACCACUUAAGAAGUAGUAUGAAGAUUAUUAAUAUUGAAGUAUUAUUCUUUAAUUUCUUGGUUUAUCUUAGUAGUUAUAAUUUAAGAUGUAAUGAACUAUUUUAUUUCUGUUUGAGCUCCCCUAUAAAAAAAAUGGUGGGGGAGAUGUGUUAUGUUUGUAGGUUUUUAUUCCUAGUUUGGUUUGGUUAUGAACUAUGUGUGUUUUAUGAAUAUUGUUCACUAUGUAGUUGUUUUUUUAAUGUAGUAAAUAGAGUAUUAUGGUGUUGUUUGUGUUUAUGUUAACAUAGUCAAUUUGUAUGAAUGUUCUUUC
This is a messenger RNA of Impatiens glandulifera, 1637 nucleotides long. Its product is annotated as probable trehalose-phosphate phosphatase F. The coding region runs from base 195 to 1337 and encodes 380 amino acids. The record is from RefSeq and is a predicted model, not a curated record. Gene Ontology annotation, biological process: trehalose biosynthetic process. Gene Ontology annotation, molecular function: trehalose-phosphatase activity. NCBI's taxonomy places the organism in Eukaryota, Viridiplantae, Streptophyta, Magnoliopsida, Ericales, Balsaminaceae. The transcript is spliced from 12 exons.